AUGGUCGUUGUCGCUGUUGACGUGCUGAUGAUGAAAGUAGGCUUUCCAAUGACGUCGGCUGUAUUUUACCAUAUUUUUCUUCUUCAUUCAAAACUUAUACAGAUAUUUAUUAUUCAUGUGCGCAGUUCUCACCGUUCUUUGAUUAAUCUUUUCCCGCCCAUUUCAGUUCAUUUGAAUUUCUUCUCCUUGUUUCUUUUUCUUCUUUUUAUUAUCAUUUCCUCUUUUAUCCAUUUCUUUAUCUUUCUUUCUUUCUUUCUCUCUUUCUUCAUAAUUCAUUAUUUCUUUCCUCUUUUAUCCAAUUCUUUUCUUUCUUUCCUUCUUUCUUUCUUUCUUUCUUUCUUUCUUCAUAAUUCAUUAUUUCUUUCCUCUUUUAUCCAAUCCUUUUCUUUCUUUCUUUCUUUCUUUCUUUCUUUCUUUCUUUCUUUCUUUAUAAUUCAUUAUUUCAUAAACUUCCUUCUCAUUAAAAGCGUUGCUUUUUCUUUUUCUUCCUUUCUUUCUUUCUUUUCUUUCUUUCUUUUCUUUUCUUUUCUUUUUUUCUUUAUUUACUUAUUCAUCAUUCUCGCACGUUCAGUUCGCGCUUUCCAUUUAAAAUAG
Messenger RNA from Acanthosepion pharaonis, 594 nucleotides. Lineage: Eukaryota; Metazoa; Mollusca; Cephalopoda; Sepiida; Sepiidae. The record is from the annotation of a GenBank genome assembly.